AUGGGUGUGAAGCAUGGCUUUGGUCAUCACGUAUGGGACAUUCCUCAUGCAGAAGUUUCGACAGUCAUCAUGUACGACUAUCUCACUCAAGCAUUUGGUGUGGCUGCCUCAUGCAUGGGCCGAAUAUCUUUUAUUUUCUACAUUCUGGGCCUCCUUGGAAUUGAGAGGCUUCAUCGAAUCAUUCUGUUGCUUUUUAUAAGCUUCCAAUUAACUACAAAUGUGGUUUCUAUCCUUAUAAUGUUCUUGCAAUGCCCAGGCCAUGCUUCUGACAUUUGGGGCCGACCAAGAAAAGCAGGCUGCUGGGAUGUCCAUGUCCAAGCAUAUUAUGGGUAUUUUCAAGGUGCCUUCAACUCUGCCACAGAUCUUUACCUUGCUGCUUUUCCAGCAUAUAUAUUGUGGAAUAUGAAUAUGGAUAUCCGACUCAAGCUAGGUGUGAUAAUGCUUCUCGGGUUAGGUGUAUUGUGA
Molecule: messenger RNA, 465 nt
Organism: Penicillium riverlandense
Lineage: Eukaryota; Fungi; Ascomycota; Eurotiomycetes; Eurotiales; Aspergillaceae
Exons: 2
Coding region: 1-465 (154 amino acids)
Source: RefSeq, a predicted model, not a curated record